GUAUUGUCCCGUUAAGUUACACGGGUGGUGGAGAAUCGACCUACAGGCGGUCACGAGAGUCACAGCUGGGCUCAGCAUUCCAGUCCUUUCACCGCGCGGACCAGGAGUCUCACUCAAACCAUCUUUCCCGCGGGCACGUGUGGACUACAGACGCAGCGGUAUCAAAGUGAACGAGCUGCUCAUUGACGAAGUGUCAUCUACUGCUGUUCUUGCACGUGAGCGCGUGACCCAGAGAGCUUUUGUGCGUAAAAUAAAAGCUUUUUGCAACUUUCGGAUUUCCGACGGCUUUGAGCGGUUCUCUCGGCGCGGACUCAGGAUCUCUGCGAGCUGCUCACCGGUCAGUCCGCGACCAGUGGUCCAAGGGAGAUUAUUUUCUUUUUGUCUUGAGUAGAUCUCUGCUCCACUAACGAGGUGGACAUCCCUGUUCAGGCAUGCUGGCCUCCCCCCUCCCCCAGCCUCUACCUCUGACACCAGCAGCCCCCCCAACUGACCCCCCCACACCCAGCGCCAAUGCCCCCCCUCAAGAGAUCACAGGAUCCGAUGACGAGGAGGAGGAAGAUCAAAGCCAGUAUGGAAGAGGGGGAUACUAUCCAGUCCAGAUCAGGGAGCUGUUUGUGGGACGCUACCAGGUGGUGAGGAAGCUGGGCUGGGGCCACUUCUCCACCGUGUGGCUAUGCAGGGACCUACACAGGAAGAGCUUUGUGGCUCUGAAGGUCGUGAGGAGCGCUGCAACCUUCACAGAGACGGCGCUGGACGAGAUCAAACUCCUCAAAUGUGUGCGUGAUAGUGACCCAUCUGACCACAAAAGGGACACCAUUGUGCAGCUUACUGAUGACUUCACAGCAUCUGGAAUUAAUGGAGACCAUGUGUGUAUGGUAAUGGAAGUGUUGGGGCAGCAUCUUCUGAAGUGGAUCAUCAAGUCCAACUACCGGGGCCUUCCUCUAGAAUGUGUGAGAUGUAUCCUCAGGCAGGUUUUGCAGGGCCUGGACUACUUGCACAGGAAGUGCAAGAUCAUUCACACGGACAUCAAGCCGGAGAACAUCCUGCUAAGGGUCGAUGCCGUCGACCUCCAGCAGAUGGCAGCAGAUGCAUCGCUGUGGGAGGAGCCACAUCCACCUAAGCCCAGCAGCCAAUCAGAGCCAGCAAGCCCCUCUGGGAAGACCGCCCCUUCAGGUGGCUUUGGGAAGAAAGAGAGACAGAGUGUGACUCAGUGGUUGGGGAGGAUCUCUGGUGUGUUCCAGUCACUAGGGGUUCUGACGGAGCGUCUCUCCCGGUCUCAGAGGAAGAGGAGGGGUCGGAGUGAAGCUGCCCAGGAGAGGUGCAAUGCAGGCCAGUGUCCACCAGGGGGCAGUGUCACCCUCCUGCCCACCCUCAGCAACACUCCCAGCACAGGGCCCACGCACACACACACCUCACGGAGAAACACACUCCUGGUGGACGAAGAGGAGGAUGAGGACAACACACACACUAUGGCCAGAGAUGGACCUGUGUGUGCAUCCCGCCCCCACCGCACCUCUUCAUCUCGAUUGGACCAGAGCCGAAACCCCUCCCACCCACCGACAGGCUCCGCCCUGCCUAGUCGCUCCUGCCCCGCCUCCACGGCCUACGCCGCCAUGCUGGCCUCGCUACGCCCCGCCCACACGGACCACACGGACCCCACGGAACACGCAAACACAGAACCUGCCUGCCAAGACAGCCUGUCAGUGACAACACACAAGGGUUCCGUAGAUCUGCUGAACCCAGAGGACGCUCACAGAAUCCGAAUCAAGAUCGCUGACCUGGGAAACUCCUGCUGGGUGCAUAAGCACUUCUCUGAGGACAUCCAGACGUGUCAGUAUCGCGCCAUCGAGGUUCUGAUUGGUGCAGAGUACGAUACACCUGCAGACAUAUGGAGCACUGCCUGCAUGGCGUUUGAGUUGGCCACAGGAGAGUUCUUGUUUGAGCCGUACCCAGGGAAAACCUACAGUAGAGAAGAAGAUCACAUAGCUCACAUCACAGAGCUCCUGGGGCCACUCCCUGUGGACUUUGCCUUGUCUGGACGCCGCUCACGACGCUUCUUCAACAGCAAAGGUGAGCUGCGGCGUAUCACUCGCCUGCACCCCUGGGCGCUGUGUGACCUCCUGCAGGACAAGUACGGCUGGACCCCCAGCGAUGCCCAGAGCUUCAGCCAUUUCCUGCUGCCCAUGCUGGAGCCCGUGCCAGCACACAGGGCGACCGCCCAACAGUGCCUGCAGCACCAGUGGAUCAACUCAUAAACACACACACACGCACACGCACACAUUCACACACACACACGCACGCACACAUGCACGCACACUCACAAACACACACUCACACACGCACACCCACAAACACACACACACUCACACACAUACACACACACCUUCAGCGAACGUCCCCGGAACGUCAUCUUACAGUUGUCUUGUACAACCAUCAGCAAACUUUUAGGGAACGUUCCCUGGCGGUUAUAUUAAGGAUACAUUUUUAUCCAUUUAGGCGCCACUUUUAAGCUUGUCCACGUUGUCGUUUUCGGGUCAAAUGGCCUUUUGAAUGGGAAUCCUUGGGGCACUACUAUUUUGAUACA
This is a messenger RNA of Alosa sapidissima (American shad), 2584 nucleotides long. Its product is annotated as SRSF protein kinase 2-like. The record is from RefSeq and is a predicted model, not a curated record. Gene Ontology annotation, biological process: regulation of mRNA processing; spliceosomal complex assembly; protein phosphorylation. Bases 432 to 2255 code for a protein of 607 amino acids. NCBI's taxonomy places the organism in Eukaryota, Metazoa, Chordata, Actinopteri, Clupeiformes, Clupeidae. Gene Ontology annotation, molecular function: protein kinase activity; ATP binding. The transcript has 16 exons.